Messenger RNA from Trichogramma pretiosum, 3206 nucleotides. It is a transcript of the gene Cerk, whose product is annotated as ceramide kinase. NCBI's taxonomy places the organism in Eukaryota, Metazoa, Arthropoda, Insecta, Hymenoptera, Trichogrammatidae. Gene Ontology annotation, molecular function: kinase activity. The transcript is spliced from 7 exons. The coding region runs from base 813 to 2396 and encodes 527 amino acids. The record is from RefSeq and is a predicted model, not a curated record.
UACUCACUACUCAGUUCUCGGUGGAGUUUUGUCCAAGCCGCAAGUCGGUCCGGCGGCGGUGGCGAUCGUUUUUGUCGCUUCUUUCGCGCGCCUUCGAUAAUCGAGCAGUUCACGCGCAGAAUGCAAAAUACGAGCGUCGGUGUCUGUGGUUCCGCUGCAGUUUGUCGUGUCAAUUAGGAUGUGAGCCGUUCCGAGCCAAAGCAGCAGCGAGUCGUGCGAGCCUCGCUGCGUUACGUAUACGAGACGAAAGAGUACAUGGGAUCGCGAUGAAUGGAAGGGAUAGGAAACGUUCGCUGCUGCAACUGCACACUCUCACAGGUACGAGCGCUCGGAGCUCGUUGCAGCUGGCGUAGAAAGGCGUGCAGCGCGGCAAGUAUAAGCUGACAACGUGCCUGUAUGCAACUCGUGUAUAGGCAGAAUUAAAAGGCGAAGUCGAGCCUAUACGCGGAUGCUGCUGCUGCGAGUCCAGCGCGUGUGAGCGAGCUCGUGCAAAAUAUUCAAAGGCCACAGGCUUCGCUGAAAAGAAGUGUACGCUCGAGUGCAGUCGACUGCUCAACCUUGACAUUUAUAGAGCACGUGCGCCGCGGCGCUGCCUGUAUACAUGUACGUUGCACUCAGCUCGCUCUGACGCGUGCGGCCGACCUAUCGGACAUGUGCCUCGUCGCAGUACUCGCAUACACGUACACAGGCGGACGGCCCGACGAUCGAUUUUCCGAGCGCAGCUAUUUCAAACUUUCGCGGCUGGAUCUCGCACGGCCGCAAUAAAUAAGCGUCUUUGGAGAUCGCGCGACCGAUAGACGUGAGCCGACAGAAUGCAGCUGCCGGAGCCUAAUUGCGACGACGAGCCGAUGCUCGUGACGACCGUCGUCAUCAAGCGAAAAAGAUGCUGGCUUCGCUUUCAUCGCGGCUACCUCAUUUGGGAGACCAUGAAAGCUCCGAUCGCGAGAUGGACAUUACCGCUGACGGAUGUCUUAACAGCGACGUACGGCAAUGAAGCCGCUACGUCAUUGCCGCUCGCCGAAGCGUGCAAGGAAAUGCAACCAGCCGAGCAAGUCGUGCCGGCAACUUCGACGACUUUUGUGCUGCAUUACGCCGCGAGAGAUACGAAAAAUAAAUGGCGUCGCCACGAGGUCGUUAUGAGCCACGACGAUCCCAGACAAGUCGCCUCAUGGGUCAAGACCAUUCGCAAUUAUCUAGCCAAGCAUACGAAUCGACCACGGAAAAUUCUUUUCUUCGUUAAUCCUUUUGGGGGUAAGAGAAAAGGUUUUAAAAUCUGGGAAAAAACCGUUCAACCCCUGAUGAAUCUUGUUGGAAUCGAAUUCAAAGUCAUAGUCACACAGCGCCCGGGUCAUAUCGAGGAAGUUCUCAUGAACUGUGAACUCGACAGUUAUCAGGCCGCAGUGUGCAUCGGCGGCGACGGGACAUUCGCCGCGCUAUUCAACGGGCUGAUUCUGCGGACGGCUCGCGAUCGACGAAUCGACCUGAACGACCCGGCGGUCGAGCUGCCGAAGCCACGACUGGCCGUGGGCGUCAUACCGGGCGGGAGCACCGACACCCUGGCCUACAGUCUGCACGGCAGCACCGACGUCGAGACGGCCUGCAUACACGUGAUCUUCGGCGACUGCAGCGGCCUCGACGUCUCCUCGGUCCACAGCGAGAAGCAACUGCUGCGCGUCUACGCCAGCAUACUGAGCUACGGCUACUUGGGCGACGUGCUCAGGGACAGCGAGAAAUUCCGCUGGAUGGGACCGCAGCGCUACGAUUAUUCCGGCUUCAAAAAAAUCAUUGCCAACAAGGGCUACGAGGGCGAGAUCGCUUUGCUAUCCGAGACCGACCACCCGUCAACUUGCACGAAAUGCACAAAUAAUUGCAAUCGUUGCAUCGAAAAAUCACGCACCGAAGACUCCCAAGACAAAGUUUCCAGCUGGCUGACAGUGAGGGGUAAAUUUUUCAUGGUCAACGGAGCCAACGUGUCGUGCGCCUGCUCAAAGAGUCCCAUGGGCUUCAGUCCUCAUUGCCACAUCGGCGACGGCUGCGUCGACGUCAUUCUCGUCCGUCACACGUCUCUUCUGAACAACAUUCGCAUGUUGUGGCGGCUCAGCAGCAAAGACAAGACUCUGUACGAUUUACCCUUUGUCGAAGUCUACCGGGCUCGAGAAUUCGUAUUUCGAGCCUCGGAUUCGUUGAACUUGGAAUCGACGGCGUCAACCGACUGUAUCGUCGGCACAGAGUCCAGCGUCGCCAGAACAGCUGUGAGCGUCUGGAAUUGCGACGGCGAAGUGAUCGACGCACCGAGUGUCAAAAUCAAAGUACACUGCCAACUGUUGAAGGUAUUGUCUCGAAGAAUGCAAGUGCCGCCAACGGACAGUCCUAGCUGUUUUUGCUUUAGACUUUGAUAUCCGUUGCGUCGGCUAAUCGCACGAAUAUUUCCUCGGUGCGGUUACAACACUACGCCGACAAAAGAAUUUUGAAUUCUGAUUUUCUCUUUUUUAUUUGAAAAAAAAAUUGAAAGUUGAUGUUAUUUAACUACUUCUUGACUUAAUUAGUAUUGCUUUUUUUAAAUUAAUCAAUUGUUGGCCUGGAAAAAGUAUUUGUAAAUAUAAGGUAUGUUUUUUUCUAGGAAAUUCAAUUCUAUAAUUUAAACAUUAUGUACUUACAAGGAGACCCACCAACUCCGGGUCAUGGAUUUGCUCCAAAAUUUUUUUGGGGUCUCCUGGUGCCCAAUAAUGAAGCUCUGUGUGUUUACUUUAAUCUCAUGGGCCUUAAGCCGAUUAAAAGAUUUUCCAAGUAAAAAAAAAACCCCGUUGUUAUUUUCUUUAUAGAUUUUAAAGCACUUAAACCAAAAAAUGCAAAGAACAAAAGAAUCUUAAAAUUGUUCUAGGAUUCUGUCUGAAUUUUUGAAACCGUCUAUCACCUGUUUUCAGAGGUAUCUGAAGCCCCUAAAAAAAUGUCAAAUCGAAGUCUCUGAACCUAGGUGAUAGACGGUUUUAAAAAUUCUGAAAAAAUUCAGACAGAUUCCUUGAACAAUUUUAAGAUUUUUUUGUUAUAUGCAUUUUUUUGUUUGAGUGCUUCUAAAUCGAUAUAGAAAAUAACAACGAUUUUUUUAUAAUGUGCCCCAAGCGCCCCAUGAGCUUAAACUAAACACAGAGAGCUUCAUUAUUGGGCACCAGGAGACCCCAAAAAAAAUUUUGGAUUUAAUCCAUGAC